UGCCCUAAUUAUUUUAUUAACGCAUUCGUUCAACCCCACCAAUUUCUCUCCUUUCCCCCCCAAAUUUUCCUACCAAAUCCUACUAACACAAUCCCAGAAAAUCCCAUGAAAAAUGGAAGAAAACCAAAUUGAAAGGAAUAAGAAGAGCUCAAUAGUGAUAGAAAUCCCAUCAUAUAAAGAAGUUCUUGAGAACAAUCAACAAAAAUCAACCCAACCAUCUCUCUUCAUCCCAUCUCAAACCUUCACUCAAACUUUCGCUUCCAUAAAAAACUCCGAAUUCUAUACUCCACCCCCUCCUCCGAACACUUCUAAUUCUCAUUCUUUCUCCUCUUCAAAUGCUGCUUCUUCGUCUUCCGCUGCGCCCUCUUCUUCCGGGCAAAAUGCGGGUUCGACUAAUUUUGUUCAGAAGACUAAUGCUAUCAUUGUGAGCCAGAGGCAGAAAGGAAAUCCUCUGCUCAAGCACAUCAGAAAUGUAAGGUGGAAUUUCGCAGAAGUUAUUCCUGACUAUGUUCUGGGGCAGAAUUCUUGUGCUCUUUAUUUAAGUCUCCGUUAUCACUUGCUUCAUCCAGACUAUCUUUAUUUUCGCAUAAGAGAAAUGCAAAAGAACUUCAGACUUCGUGUGGUACUCUGCCAUGUUGAUGUGGAGGAUGUAGUCAAGCCUUUACUUGAAGUCACAAGAACAUGUCUGCUUCAUGAUUGCACUCUUCUCUGUGCUUGGAGCUUGGAAGAGUGUGGACGAUACCUAGAAACGAUUAAAGUCUAUGAGAACAAGCCAGCAGAUAUCAUUCAAGGACAUAUGGACUCUGAUUAUUUAUCAAGGCUGAAUCAUGCCCUUACUGCAGUUCGACAUGUUAAUAAAACUGAUGUAGUCACGCUUGGUUCCACAUUCGGGUCUCUUUCUCAUGUCAUGGAUGCUUCUAUGGAAGAUCUAGCUCGUUGUCCUGGCAUUGGCGAGCGCAAGGUAAAACGUAUGUACGACACCUUUCAUGAACCCUUCAAACGCGUUACGCCAAACCGCUCUGAAGCUCCUGUGCAGAAUGAUCCAACUCCAGCCUCCUUUGAUGGUGAACCACCAGCUGUUGAAAAGGAAACAGAAGAAACUAGCAAGCGCCAGAAAAAAGACCCAGAAGUGAUCUUAAAAUCAGCUUUGUCUGUGGCAUUUGCAAAAUAUUCAGACAAACUUAGUAAGAAAAACACUCCAUCAGAAAAGGAAAGUGGUGAAGGCUCUAUCAUCCAAAAAGAAUCAGAAGCCGAUUUACAAAUUUGAAGUCGGAAACUUUUCACGCCCAAAAUUUCUCUAGGUGACGGAGCCUUGGAAAUCCCCAAGAAUGUUUUCAUGGUAAUUUAAAAACAAAUUUUACUUCUGAGAGCAUAACCAAAUUUGUGUUUUGGAUUGUGCAGCAGGUUUCUUUUCUGGACUGAUAAUAAUAGUUCUCGUGUUCUUUUUGUGUUAGUGUUUUAGCUCGGAUUAUGUUAGUUGAUGGAAACAUGAGUUAUAGGGAAAUAGUGCAUCUUUCCAAAUGUAAAUGUAGUCUUAGAGAGUUACACUCCUAGGUACUUUGCUUUAGGUCAUUUUAGCAGAAAACAAGCUGCACGAUGCAUUUAGAGCUCAUGACAUGAUCAUAAAUUCAUAAUAGUGGCAAAUGGCAAUGACAUUUUACAUGACUCAAAUUGUAAAUGUAGCAUUUUACACAGUAUGAUUUUUUCUCCCAAUGUAAGUUGUGUAAUACUCCCUUUGCUGCUAAAUAAUACAGAAUCUCUCGCAAUUGGUUUGGGGUGGUUA
Spinacia oleracea (spinach) is the source of this 1783-nucleotide messenger RNA. Its product is annotated as DNA excision repair protein ERCC-1. The coding region runs from base 113 to 1267 and encodes 384 amino acids. Gene Ontology annotation, biological process: mitotic recombination; UV-damage excision repair. Gene Ontology annotation, cellular component: nucleus; nucleotide-excision repair factor 1 complex; ERCC4-ERCC1 complex. Lineage: Eukaryota; Viridiplantae; Streptophyta; Magnoliopsida; Caryophyllales; Amaranthaceae. Gene Ontology annotation, molecular function: single-stranded DNA binding; damaged DNA binding. The transcript has 9 exons. The record is from RefSeq and is a predicted model, not a curated record.